Clupea harengus (Atlantic herring) is the source of this 2947-nucleotide messenger RNA. RefSeq names its product tubulin gamma complex component 3 (gene tubgcp3). The record is from RefSeq and is a predicted model, not a curated record. Gene Ontology annotation, cellular component: microtubule organizing center; gamma-tubulin complex; spindle pole. Lineage: Eukaryota; Metazoa; Chordata; Actinopteri; Clupeiformes; Clupeidae. Gene Ontology annotation, molecular function: gamma-tubulin binding; microtubule minus-end binding. Gene Ontology annotation, biological process: meiotic cell cycle; microtubule nucleation; cytoplasmic microtubule organization.
UUUUUUUGGACUGCUCUUCUUCUGUUGAAGCUUUCGGCGGGUUCUGUUAAAAUGGCGCUGUUGCCAGGAGUGCAAAACCAAUGGAGGAAUAACGACAGUGGAUAGAAGCAGGCAUAUUUGUCUCUGUGAAUAAGAUACACCAUGGCAGCACUUGAUCAAAAAUCUCCAAAUGUUCUUUUGCAAAGUCUUUGCUGCAGAAUCACCGGGAAAAGUGAAGCUGAGGUCGCUCACCAGUUCCAGUAUGCUGUGAGAGUCAUUGGGAGUAACUAUGCCCCCACCAUCGAACGGGAUGAGUUUCUGGUUUCGGAGAAGAUCAAGAAGGAGUUGAUGAAGCAGAGGAGAGAGGCAGAUGCAGUUCGCUUCUCUGAGCUCCAUCGCAAGCUGCAGACCCAGGGCGUGCUCAAACAGAAAUGGUCAGUCUUGUACCUGCUGCUGAGCCUUUGUGAAGACCCACGUAAACCAUCUAGUCGGGUUGGGAGCUAUAGUGCCCUGUUUGCCCAGCCGCUGCCCCGAGAUGCCCACUCCACCCCGUUCUAUUGCACUCGGCCCCAGUCCCUGCCCCUCAGCUACCCCGAGCGCGGUGUGACCCAAAACAACACCAGCAUGGGCACCAGUGGCAUCAGCAGCUUGGGAGUUUACUCUCUCAAUGGUCCCACUCCGACACCACAGUCCCUGUUGGUUGGGCACCAGGUGGCUGGUGAUGCAUCGAGAGGCGCUCGUCUGGCCUGGGCCCUCCCAAUCACAGCGUCACCCCCAGGGGCAGCAGCACCUACCUCACGGGCCCCUGUUGGGCCCCUGGCCCCAGCCAGCAGGGUCACCCCCCGCCAUAGAAGAGAGGGGGAUGGCAGCGCUGAAAUUGGUGAAGCCGCACUCGUCCGGGACAUUUUGUACGUCUUCCAGGGAAUUGAUGGCAAGUUUAUCAAGAUGAGCGCUUCUGAAAACUGCUAUAAAAUCGACACAAAGGUGCCAUUGUGUAAAUCCCUCCGUGACCUCAGCAGUCGCCUAGCGGAGCUGGGCUGGCUGCACAACAAGGUGCGCAAGUACACAGACUCCCGCAGCCUGGACCGCGCAUUCGGCCUGGUGGGCCAGAGCUUUUGUGCCUCCCUUCAUCAGGAACUCAAGGAGUACUACAGGCUGCUUUCAGUGUUGCACUCACAACUGCAGGUGGAGGAGGACCAGGGCGUGACCCUGGGAGGGGAGAGCACGCUCACCCUGAGGCGCCUCCUCGUCUGGACCUACGACCCCAAGGUCCGGCUUAAAACACUGGCCGCCCUGGUGGACUUCUGCCAAGGCAGGAAAGGAGGUGAGCUGGCGUCAGCGGUGCAUGCCUACGGGAAGACGGGCGACCCCAACAUGCGUGCGCUGGUGCAGCACAUCCUGAGCCUGGUGUCCCACCCCAUCCUCAACUUCCUCUACCGCUGGAUCUACGACGGAGAGUUGGAGGACACUUACCAUGAGUUCUUUGUAGCCUCAGACCCCACAGUGAAGACAGACCGGCUGUGGCAUGACAAAUACUCACUGAGGAAGUCCAUGAUCCCCUCCUUCAUCACCAUGGACCAGUGCAGAAAGGUCCUGCUUAUUGGGAAAUCCAUCAACUUCCUGCAUCAGGUGUGCCAGGACCGGACUCCGACCGGCAAGAUUCUGCCUGCCUCCAAGGCUGCCGACUCGCCCAAAGAUGCUACAGAGCUCUUCACAGACAUGGAGGGGGCCUUCCAGGAGAAGAUCGAUGCAGCCUACUUUGAGACCAGCAAGUACCUGCUGGAUGUCCUCAACAAGAACUACCUCCUUCUGGAGCACCUGCAGGCUAUGAGGAGGUACCUGCUGCUGGGCCAGGGAGACUUCAUCAGGCACCUCAUGGACUUGCUCAAGCCAGAGCUGGCACGGCCGGCCACCACGCUAUACCAGCACAACCUGACGGGCAUCCUGGAGACGGCAGUCCGAGCCACCAAUGCUCAGUUUGACAGCCCCGAGAUCCUCAAGAGGCUGGAUGUUCGGCUGCUGGAGGUGUCCCCUGGAGACACAGGCUGGGAUGUCUUCAGCCUGGACUAUCAUGUAGAAGGACCUAUUGCCACAGUGUUCACACGAGAGUGUAUGGGCCACUAUCUGCGGGUGUUUAACUUCCUGUGGAGGGCCAAGCGUAUGGAGUACAUCCUCACCGACAUCUGGAAAGGACAGAUGUGCAACGCCAAGCUGCUGAAGAGCAUGCCUGAGUUGUCAGGUGAGCUGCAUCAGUGUCACAUCCUGGCCUCUGAGAUGGUCCAUUUCAUUCACCAGAUGCAGUACUACGUCACUUUUGAGGUGCUGGAGUGCUCCUGGGAUGAACUGUGGAAUAAGGUGCAGCAGGCCCAGGAUCUGGAUCACAUCAUCGCUGCUCAUGAGGUGUUCUUGGACACGGUGAUCACACGAUGUCUCUUGGACACAAACAAUAGGUCCCUGUUGAACCAGUUGAGAGCCAUCUUUGAUCAGAUCAUUGAGUUCCAGACCACCCAGGACUCUCUGUACCGCUCUGCCCUGGAGGAGCUGCAGCUACGGCUGCAGUUUGAGGAACGCAAGAAGCAACGGCAGGAUGAGGGCGAAUGGGGUGUGACAGAGGAGCAAGAGGCUGCGGAGAACAAGCGGACUCAGGAGUUCCAGGACUUUCAUGCCAAAAUGCGCUCAGAACUACGGAUAUUGUCAUAUUCGUACCAAGGGAUAGUGCAGCAGUUCUUGGUGCUGCUCAUGACCAGCACAGAUGAGAGCUUACAGUUCCUGAGCUUCCGUCUGGACUUCAAUGAGCACUACAAGGCACGGGACCCCCGUCUACGUGCCUCUCUGGGGACCAGCAGGGGGCGGCGUAGCUCUUAUAUGUGAGCCAUCAACGGCGGCAGUGUCCCACUGGCCGCUGCUACAGUUCAGAGGCCAAACCCUCAUCAUGGAACUCCAGCCUUCACGGAGAGAGGGAUAUGAA